This is a messenger RNA of Lonchura striata (white-rumped munia), 6037 nucleotides long. It is a transcript of the gene TTC7A, whose product is annotated as tetratricopeptide repeat domain 7A. Gene Ontology annotation, biological process: protein localization to plasma membrane; phosphatidylinositol phosphate biosynthetic process. Gene Ontology annotation, molecular function: protein binding. NCBI's taxonomy places the organism in Eukaryota, Metazoa, Chordata, Aves, Passeriformes, Estrildidae. The record is from RefSeq and is a predicted model, not a curated record. Gene Ontology annotation, cellular component: plasma membrane.
CCUGUGCCGGCGCUAAGAUGGCGGCCAAGGGCUCGCACUCGCACGUGAAGCUGGAGGCGGAGAUCGAGCGGUGCCGCGCGGAGGGGCACUGGGGGCGGCUCCGCCACCUCGCGCAGCAGCUGCUGCCGCCGCGGCCCCCGCGCAAGGCCAAGGCGGCGAGGGGCGCGCAGGACGCGGAGGACCAUGGGAGUUUGCUGCUUGCAGAGGCUCUGCUGGAAGAAUGUUUAAAGGAAAAUUUUGCCAAACUAAAGGACUCCAUUCCGCUGUCGGAGAAGAGUGAGCCCAAACUGAGCGAAGCUAAACAGUAUCUGACCAAUAUCUUAAGCAGAGGGAAACUAAGACCGAAGUAUAUGACAGAAGCUAUGCUGAUCCUAGGAAAGCUUCAUUAUGUGGAGGGAUGCUACAGAGAUGCCAUCAGCAUGUAUGCAAAAGCAGGAAUUGAUGACCUUUCAACCAAAGAUGAGCCUCUGUACGUGCUGCGCUUGAUAACUGAAGCCUUUGUUAUUAAAGGUUUGUCACUGGAGCGCUCAACCAACUCAAUUGCCUCUCGUGCUCGACUGUGUGAAAGGGAGGAGGAAGUCACAGCUUGUUUUGAGAGAGCAUGUGUUAUUGCCCAGGUAUACUUGCAGGACCUUGAGAAGACCUUAAACAACACACAUUCAAGGAGUAUCAAGGGCAGUAAUGCGACUUACUCUGAGUUUGAACUUUCCUAUUUUCUGGAAGCAGCUCUACAGAGUGCCUAUGUGACUCAGUUAAAGAAAGGAAAUAUUGUGAAAGGAAUGAGGAGUCUGCGAGAAAUAUUACGGACUGUAGAAACAAAAGCUACUCAGACCUUCAAAAUGACUGCAGCCAAACAGUUAGCCCAAGUACUUCUCCAUUCCCUCAGUGAAGAUUGUUACUGGAGCCCUUUAUCUGAUCCACUUCCUGAGUUUAUGAACAAGGAAUAUCAGUCUUAUGUUAGCAAUCUUCUUUGUCGGAGGCCUGAGUUGUACUCAGAAGAGAAUGUCUACUGCCCUCAAGACAAUGUAGAAGAGGCUCUUCUCCUCCUCCUAAUCAGUGAAUCCAUGGCAAACCGGGAUGCAGUGAUCAGCCGAGCCCCAGAGCAGCAGGAUGACCGAGCCAUCAGCCUCCGGGAUGCUUCUGCAGUCUACGACCUCCUGAGCAUCACGCUGGGCAGAAGAGGGCAGUAUGUGAUGCUGUCUGAGUGCUUGGAGAGAGCCAUGAAGUUUGCAUUUGAUGAAUUUCACCUCUGGUACCAGCUUGCCCUGUCCAUGGUAGCUUGUGGAAAGUCAGCAUAUGCUGUGUCCGUGCUCAAAGAGUGCGCGAAACUGCGACCUACGGAUCCCACCGUCCCUCUUCUGGCUGCCAAGGUCUGCAUUGGGUCACUGCACUGGCUGGAAGAAGGAGAACACUUUGCUAAAAUGGUGAUAGACCUGGGUGAGGAUGCUGGAGAGUCCUUAGCAAAGGGUUACCUGGCACUGGGCCUGACAUACAGCCUUCAAGCUACUGAUGCUACUCUAAAGAGCACUCAGGAUGAAUUAAACAAGAAAGCACUUCAGACUUUGGAGAGAGCACAUGACCUGGCCCCUGAAGAUCACCAGAUCAUCCUCUACCUGUCACUGCAGCUGGCUCUUGUCAGACAGAUUUCAGAUGCUAUAGACCAUCUUCAAGAAGCCCUGCAGCUGUGCAAAGAUGACAUGAAUUCACUUCAUCUACUGGCCCUCCUCUUUUCAGCUCAGAAGCACUAUCAGCAUGCACUGGAUGUUAUCAACAUGGCUGUUGUUGAAUACCCAGAGAGCUUUAGCUUGCUCUUCACCAAAGUAAAACUGGAAUGGAUACAUAAAGGACCUGAAGAGGCUCUGGUGACAUGCAGACAUAUGUUGCAGAUGUGGCAGAUGGUAUACAAUGUUUUACAGCACAGUGGCUCUGAGAAAGGAAGUAGUGUGACUGAAACACCAGUAAUCAAGAAGCAUAAUGGACUGCAUCUCACUCUCCCAGAUGCUCAUGACACUGAUUCUGGAUCACAACGAGCCUCUUCCCUUGCUGCAUCAAGACUGGAGCAGGCCAUGUCUGAAAUAACUAUGCAGAGCAGCACAAUGAAGCAGGGACCUGUGAAGCUGUGGACAACUCUUGAACAAAUUUGGCUACAAGCUGCUGAACUCUUCCUGGAACAGCAGCAUCUCAAAGAAGCAGGCUUUUGUACCCAGGAGGCAGCUAGUCUUUUCCCCACAUCUCAUGCUGUACUGUACAUGCGUGGGAGGCUUGCAGAGAUGAAAGGCAAUUUGGAGGAGGCUAAGCAAUUGUAUGAUGAAGCACUCACAGUGAAUCCAGCUGGAGUGGAAAUUAUGCACAGCUUGGGCCUGGUGCUGAGCAGACUUGGGCGGAGGGAGCUGGCCCAGAAAGUGCUCAGAGAUGCCAUCCGCAUCCAGAGCACCAGCCACACCGCCUGGAACAGCCUUGGAGAGGUCCUGCAAGCUCAGGGGAGAAACGAAGCGGCCAUCGAAUGUUUCCUUACCGCCCUGGACCUGGAAUCCAGCAGCCCUGUCAUUCCCUUCACCGUCAUACCCAGGGAGCUCUGAAGCUUCUCCCUGCAGCUAAGCACUUUCAUUGCGUGCACAGACACCAAAACCAAGCAGAUAAAGAAAAAAGGAGCCCAGCAGAAAAGUGCCACCUAGAACUGGGCUAAGUAAUUCCAGGACGGGGCUCAGGUCUACAGGCUUAGCUUAGACAAGCCAAACUGUAGAAGAAUUUGCAACAGGCAGAAACAGAGAAUGCCUUUUUCUUCACAGGUGCCUGGCUAACCUCCUGUUCAAAUUAAUAGCAGGGCUUGUUUCAAAGUGCUGGUUCAAGGUGACUGUAGAAAGAUCGUGCUAGGGUACAGCUGUUCAAAGCACUUGCACCUUUCAGUGUUCAUUGAAAAUAAACCCCCCAAGCCCUGAAUUAAAGCCCAGACCUGCUCUAAAUAGGAGUAAACUCACCAACUAACUUGACCAAGUUGUGUUUAAGUAUGUGGCUGUCUCCCCACAGAUCUGACAGGACAAGGAUGACAGUUGCACCAAAUAGACAUGCAAUACAUGUUGUUUACAAAAUAUUUCAUCUAUUUUGAUUAUCCUUUUUCCUGCCUUGCUUUUAUAUACUGUAUAUGCUCACUAUAUUUAGUGUAGCACUUGCCUAGAACAAUUUUAAAUUAAAUUUUCAUUUAAAUUAAAAAUACUAUUUUAAAAAUAAAGCUGCUAUUGCAGUAUAAUUCACAAAACAUAAAGACCAAAGACCAAAUCAGUUCACACUUGAACUAGUAUUAAAAACACAUAAAUAUCUCCACUUACGUAUUUAUUUAAAGGCCUUACAUGAAGUAACUAAUUAUAAGCUCUGAGCUUCAUUCUUAUUAAUCACCUAUGGCAUCAGUUUAGUGAGGAAUAUAGUGUUGACCAGUGUAUAGUGACUGAACUCUGUGCUUUACCACAUUACUACUCGUGGCACAAAACAUUUUCAUACCCAGCUUUUGAUGAUGCAGAAGGAGGCAGCGGUCUUUUAAGGGAAAGUGUGCUGAACACAGUAUGGGUGUAUAUGAAUUUCUUCUUCCUUAAAACUAAAUCUUUGGAUUGUCCAUAGAAAUUUCACAUUAGAGGUACGGAGCUGAGCCUUCAGUGGCAUCAUUUUGUGUCUCCUAUCAGAUGUAGGAGUGAGGAGGUUCUGAUGCACACAGCCUCCCUGUGCUGGCACGGCCAGGGAGGGGACGCAGCUGGCACAGCCCCUGCUGAGCUGCUCCUUGGCUCUUUGUGACCUCCCCAGGGCCUUGGCAGCGAGGUGAGGCUAGACUGUGCUGUCACACGAGAGCCAGCCCUGUGCAGACCAGUCCCAAGGUAAAGAUGAUGCAGCAAUUUGCUGCACUUUUCUACCAAAAAAAAAAAGGUUGGGGCUUUGUGCCCAUUUUUGUCCAAAGAUUUGCGACUAUUUCAUAAGUAGGUUUGCACUAAAGCACACAUUGUACUAUAAUUCUGUCCAGUAUUGUGAUCCACAACUAGUUCACUCUGGAAAUAAUAAUAUCCUCAGGCAAUAAAUAAGAUAGGGUUGUUUCUUACGGAGCCUGAGGCUCUGGCAGCAGACUUGAAGUCAGCGUUGUUUACAGUUAUUUGGAAAUCUGCAGGCUAAUGGAGAGCUGGGCCCUUGUGCUGCUCCCAGCCCACACCAUCAGAGAACUCCCAUCCCCAGCCUUCCCUCUGCACCAAGGGAAGCACACUGCUCUCAGGUUCCUCACAGCAGCCUGGUGCACUCAGGCCAGUAUUUUUAUUUUUUUCCCCUUAAAUGAUGCAGAUGCAAUUGCCCAGUUUAUUUAUCUGUUCACUGAGGGAUUCCAGAUCUGAUCUAGGCUGAUUUCACUCCAUGUGAAAGCAGCCCAGCCAUGAAAGGUGCUCAACCCAUGAGUCCUUUGGCUUUCCAGUGCCGCACAGGCACCCGAAAGGACUUUCUUAGGCCAGGGGCAGGUUUCCAGGGAGACUGUGUUCCCCAGCCACAUUCCUUGUUUGCAAUAGCACCAGCAGCAGAGGCAGGAGUAGGUGUUAAAGUACCCGAAUUAAAGGAGUUUCAUGAAGACAAAACGAUGCAGCCGAGACACGUUUUGCUGCGAAGGAUGCUCUGGAGUCAGCUCGCUCUGCACUGCAGGGGGGAGAGAGGGACGGGGAGGGGAGAGAUGCUGUUGUUGACAUAAUAUGUAAAUUGUUACCCAGGUGUUUUAAGCCCUGUUUCACAGUCAGAUGCAAUCUGACAAUAGACUUAAGCAGAGAUAUAUAUGGAUAGAUAUUAUCUUCUGGUGUUUGUUCUGCUCCAUGGUUCCCAGGGUGGGAGCAGAGCUUCUGUGCGAGACACAGAGCAAGAGUCGUCAGCGCUCUGCUCUGCGAUGUAUAUUUGCAAAGCACUGCCAUAGCAACUUCUGUGUACUGGGCAGCUAUUUCAGCACAAGCUCAGCAUCCACCUCUGCCACCGAGGAGCUGCUUUAAGAGGUCUGUAACGUAGCUGGUCUGUGACCUGGCAGGAGGGUGCCUGUUUCCCAGCAGCAGCUGAAAAGCAAACACUCACAGAUCCAUUUGCUUUUGCAGGCGUAGCUUGCAAACAGCCACCAGCCCAUCACAUUUGUUGUGAUCAGGAAAACUUCAUCCUGAUGAUAAUCAGACUUGCCACAGCGUUCAUCUUCCUGGAAGAGGGGCAAAUGUUCUUGAAUAGUUUGAGUGCAUCAACAAGUGAGAUGUUGCCAGGGUGGUCCCAUCUUGGAUGCAUUAAUGAGCAUUGCUGGCAUUGGAAUCUCAGUCCUAAGAGCCUCUGCUCCAUGUGUGGCAGGGAAGAUGUAUGUGAGUAAAGGCCAUCAUCAACAGGAAUCAGAGGGCUGUGGUACCCUCUACCAGCUCACCACACCACAGCCCCCGCGACAAUUGCAGAUGAAGUACUUUGCCUACAUUCUGCACUCAAUCCUGAGAUUUCCUGCAUGCUUCUCAGAGAUGCAAAGCACCUCUUGGCUGGAAGAGUAUUGUAUUGGCUUGAAAUGCUCUGUACAAUGUGGGAAAGAGAAUGGUUGUUGCAAAUUUACAAGUACUUCGGGGUAAAUCCUCCAGCUGUAUUUGUUAAUCAUGCUCAUCAAAACAGCAGACUUCCCAAACUUACAUGCUUCCUCUCUCACUCAGCAUGGAUUUUGUUCACACUUCCAGAUACAGAAAAACAAAGACAACUGCUUCAGAAAAACCUAUGUAUUGUAGUAUUUAUUUAGAUAGCAAUGUUGAUGAAUCUGAUAGACUUCCCUGAGCUCAGUAAUAUGCGUGGCAGGGAGCAUGGCAUGCUUAAUGCUCAGGGUUUGAGAUUUAAGAACAGAAGAUUUACAUCCCAUCUCUCAUAUGAUUAUUAGAGAUCUUAAGUAAUGGAAGUUUGGGGACCAAUAACUUUGGGGAACCCAUUCUGCAAGUUUUUAGCACUGACUUUAGUCUUAACAGAGUUUUGUCAUUCAUUCAUUUUGAAAGAGGACUAUAAAAAGCCCACAUCAUUGCCUAAA